GCGAUAUCCCGAAGCGUCUGUGAUUAAAGGAGGCGCUCGUAUUAGACGUGUUUUGUGCGUUGUUCAACCAGCCUCGUUCUUGUGGCGCCGACGUCGGCACUGUAUUGGUUUCGCCCUUAUAAUAGAAAGCUACGGGGCAAUCGCCUGAGCUUCAGCGUCUUCAUCCACACCAACGUACAUACUUCAUACAACAUACCAAACCUUAUACUGUACAUGACAUACAUAUCCAGCAACGCAAAUUCACCACAAUGUGUAUCGUGCUAUUCACAACCGCACAUCCCGGCUACUCGCUCAUUCUCAUUGACAAUCGCGAUGAGUUCAUCCUAAGGCCUACGUCACGGCCGCACUGGUGGACACACCCUGAGACAGGCGGCGAGGUUCUUUCAUCGCGAGACCUCCAGAGGGCGGCAAAAGGCACUUGGCUAGGCAUAACAAAGACCGGCAGCCUGGCUGUGCUGACCAACUACCGGGAACUGGUGGACGAUGAUGCUGAGCACCCAAUACAUGGCAUCAAAAGCCGGGGUCGCAUGGUCAAUAUGUGGCUCGGAGGACUCCCGGAUGGAGGAGUCAAGAAGGGCGUGGACGAGCUUGUCAAAGAUGGCGGUGUCAAGGGUGUAGGAGGCUUUUCUAUGGUGUGCGGCAAGCUGAGGCGCAACAAUGAAGGCAUCGCCAUCGUGAGCAACAGAGCUGAUGAUGUGAGCGACGUUCCGAUAGUCGGAUUGGCACCAGAUGGCGUCUGGGGCCUCAGCAACACGGUCUACAACGACCCCAACGAGUGGCCCAAGGUGACUACAGGGAAACGCCUCCUGAAGGAAGUGGUUCAAGACGCUGCAGCAAAGAACGCCUCCGAAGACGACCUUGUCGCAGGUCUGUUUUCAAUUCUCGACACAGAGUCCAUGCCCAAGCGGCCUGCGGGGUCAAGCUUACAAGAGUACAUGAACCUGAUGAGGCAUACCAUCUUCGUGCCGCCAAUCGGCGACGACGUCCACCGUGAGGAGAUGCAAAAGGCCACUGCAAAGGGGCGUGUCUUGUGGGCGCAUCUGAAGAACGACCUGAAGGCUAUCGAAGAGCUCAAGGCGGAAUCAAGGCCGGAUGUCACACCGAGCGCGAGCCCGCACCCGUCCAUUGGCUUCGAGGAGGGCAUGUAUGGAACACAGAGGCAGACGGUGCUAUUGGUCGACAAUGAGGGCAACGCAACUUAUAUCGAACGUGCUCUUUGGGACUCCAAUGGGAAUGAGAUUCCUCGAGGGGAAGGGGACGUUGCUUUUCGCUUCAAGAUCGACGGCUGGGAGGAAUAGCCAUCAGCCGAUUUCUCUUUGUCCAAGGAAAUAACGGAUAAUGGAUAGAUCUUGCGAAAUACACCGACAAAAAUAGUGAUCCGGGACUGAGAGCCAAGGAAGUCGGCACAAGCGGUGGCAAUAGACCGAGGAAGUUGGCCAGCAAUAGAACGGCUUCAAUGCAUAGGGCAGAGGGAGAGAUGGGGCAUCUGGGGGUCUAUGAUACCUUCAUGUUAUUGAUACUGAGGUACUCAAUUAAAAUAAACUUCAAGUUAUAAAGCGCCAGAUAAGUUGAUGCCUCACGGAAUAACUGCGCGGCCGGGAGUUUCUGCCAGUGGGAAGGUGGACUCUGCCUGGCAGCUGCCCGAGGUGCCUGCAUCUGUCAGCCGUCAGUUGUUCUACUAUUUUUUCUUCUUUCUUCUUUUUUCUUCAUCGCUUCCAAUCACGCGUCCCUUUGUCCAUAAAUACGACACGUGCUGGACAAAUACGCGUCCUUGAUGGCCUUUUCUGCCCUUCCCUUUG
Messenger RNA from Trichoderma virens Gv29-8, 1799 nucleotides. RefSeq lists its product as uncharacterized. Bases 249 to 1298 code for a protein of 349 amino acids. NCBI's taxonomy places the organism in Eukaryota, Fungi, Ascomycota, Sordariomycetes, Hypocreales, Hypocreaceae. Gene Ontology annotation, biological process: Golgi organization; protein secretion. Gene Ontology annotation, cellular component: Golgi apparatus. The transcript has a single exon. The record is from RefSeq and is a predicted model, not a curated record.